AUGUCAGUUUUUCGCUAUAUUCUUCCGACCCUGGCGUUGGCGCUGGGUGCCGUCGCCGAGUCUCGCAGUUUCGAGUUGAACCUCACAUGGGAGACGGCCUCUCCCGAUGGAUUUGCAAGGAAGAUGAUUCUGGUGAACGGCCAGUUCACUGCGCCGAGGAUGGAGCUCAACGAGGGCGACGACGUUACCGUCAAGGUCAAUAACAACCUGCCCUACCCUACUACGGUACACUACCACGGUAUCGAGAUGUUGGGCACCCCCUGGUCUGAUGGUGUCCCCGGCCUCAGCCAACGUGCUAUCCAACCCGGAAAGAGCUUCGAAUACCAAUGGAAGGCAACGCAGUAUGGUGCCUACUGGUACCACGCACAUUGGGAGGGUCUCAUUGAGGACGGUCUCUACGGCGCUAUCACCAUUCACCCUUCCGCCUCUCACCAAAAGCCCUUCAGCCAGAUCUCUAGCGACGGUGCCGCCAUCCACGCCAUGGAGCAGGCCGAGAAGAAGGUCGUUCCUCUUCUCCUCUCCGACCACCGCCACAUGAUCUCGGAGGAGGUUCAUGAUCUGUCCGCUGCCGCCAACAUCCAAUUCUCUUGCUACGACUCCUUCCUCUUCAACGGUAAGGGCAGUGUCACCUGCCGUAGUGCCGAGGAGAUUGACGCUCUUCUGACCCCGGAGCGUCGCGAUGUUCUGGCCAACGUUGCCGGUGCCCGUAUGACGGACAAGGCCUGCAUUCCUGCUGCUGUCAUCGCUCGUGGCCAGGGUGACCUGAGCAAGAUCCCUCCUGGUGUCUUUGACGGCUGCGAGCCCAGUGAUGGUGGCGUCGAAACCUUCAAGAUCGAGAAGAGCAACUGCGAUACUGAGAAGUGGGUGGCCUUCGAUCUCGUCGGAGCCUACCACCUCCACACUGGUCUGUUCUCCAUCGACAACCACACCAUGUGGGUGUACGCCAUGGACGGCGCCUACGUUACUCCCCAGGAAGUUGAGGCUAUCCCCGUCACCAACGGCGACCGCUACUCUGUCCUUGUUAAGUACAAGCAGCAGGGCGACUUCACCAUCCGCUCUGCCAGUGUCAUCGCCACCCAGAUGCUCAGCGGUGUCGCUAAGCUCCAGUGGCGUGAGAAGGGCCAGCCCGAGCCUGAGAUCGUUCCCUCCACUCCCUGGGUCCGCGACAACGGCAAGCCCGUCUCCUCGUCCGUUCGCGUCUUCCGCCAGGCCCUUGCCAAGCCCUACCCGCCCAUCACCAUCCCCCGCGAGGCUCAGGCCAUGCACAAGUUCGAGAUGCGCACUGAGGGCGGUUCUUACUACUGGGCCCUGAACAACACCCUCCUCCUUCCGGCCGACUACGAGUCUGACGAGCCUGUCCUCUUCAACCUGCAGGCCAACGACGUCGACCCCACCCUCGUUUCCACCCUCAACAACACCUGGGUCGACUUUGUCUUCCAAGCCGGCAGCCCGCCGCAGCCUCCUCACCCUAUCCACAAGCACGGCAACAAGAUGUUCCUUCUCGCCUCUGGCAGCGGCAACUUCACCUGGAACACCAUCGAGGAGGCUGCUGCCGCCCAGCCCUCAGCGUGGAACUUCGUCGACCCUCCCCGCAGGGACGGCUUCGCCACUCCUAACGCAGUUAACACAUCAACAUGGAUGGCUGUCCGUUACCAGGUAGACAACCCGGGCGCCUGGCUUCUCCACUGCCACAUUCAGAACCACAUCUCUGGUGGCAUGAGCGCCAUCAUCCAGGAUGGUGUCGACGCCUGGCCCGUCACUCCUCAGGAGUACGUCAACUACUCUUAA
Molecule: messenger RNA, 1788 nt
Organism: Colletotrichum chrysophilum
Lineage: Eukaryota; Fungi; Ascomycota; Sordariomycetes; Glomerellales; Glomerellaceae
Exons: 3
Coding region: 1-1788 (595 amino acids)
Molecular function (GO): oxidoreductase activity; copper ion binding
Source: RefSeq, a predicted model, not a curated record